CCAUCCAGUGACAUCUGCCAGAAAAUCUAGUACUUCAUCGCGAGCACGACCAUAUUUGCGAAGUUUGUGAAAAAUUCAGCAAUUUGUGUGAUUUUCUCGUGGAAAAACAAGUGUUUGGUGCCUGAAAUAGUGUGAAAAGUGAAGAAGAGAGUGUGAGGAAGAGUAAUCAUGUUGGCUGUGGGUGAUACACAGUCGGGAAUUCCGGCUUUUCUCGUCAAAUUGUGGCGCCUGGUUGAAGAUCCCACUACAAAUGACUUGAUAUCAUGGAGGCCGGAUGGCGUGAGCUUUGUGAUAAAAAAUCAAUCCAAGUUCUCAAGUGAACUCUUGCCACUCAACUACAAACACAACAAUAUGGCUAGUUUUAUUCGUCAACUCAACAUGUAUGGUUUCCACAAAGUGGCCUCCAUUGAGAAUGGUGGGCUGCGCUUCAAGGAUGAAAUGGAGUUCUCACAUCCGGACUUCAGGCGUGGCGAAUAUCCGCUGUUGAACAAUAUCAAGAGGAAGAUUGCCACGGCCAAAGGAGCUACGGUGGAUGCCAAAAAGACACCGCCAGAGUCCAUUAACAGGGUGUUGACGGAGGUGAAGGCGAUCAGGGGAAAGCAGGACUCUCUGGACUCGAGAUUCUCAACGAUGAAGCAAGAGAAUGAGGCGCUUUGGCGGGAAUUGGUGGUGCUGAGGCAGAAGCACAUCAAGCAGCAGCAGAUUGUCAAUAAGCUCAUUCAAUUCCUCGUGACAAUUGUGCAGCCCUCGAGGAGUGGCUUGAAGAAUAUGAAUGGCGUAAAGAGGCGCUAUCAGCUGAUGAUCAGCGAUCAGCCGCAAUCGUCGGAGACGGAGAAUCGCCCGGAGAAGUCUGGGCCGGUGAUUCAGGAGUACUUUGACGAGGACAGCAUUGAUAACAUUCUCACGGACAACGUCGCCGCUGCUGCUGCUGCUUCUGCUGAUGAUGAUGUGGAUGUUCCGGAGGACAUUGACGAGGAUGAUGAUGUUGGAGAGUUUGGUCAGGAUUCCGCGGAGGCGUUCGAUGUGGGUCGAGUGAUUGAGGAGCGGCUGCUGGAGGAGAACAAUAGAGUGACAGACACAGAGAAUGACGACAAUCUGAAGCUUUUGCCUGUUCAUGCGUCGCCGAAGAAGCCCAAAUUGUCCAUCAAUGCUCAACUGCCGGACUUGUCCACGCAAUCCUUCGAUGUGGAUCUCAGUCUGCUGAACACGCCAGUGGUGGAGAGUCCGAAGCAGGACAAGACGGUGACGUGGUAUGGCAAGCAAGAGGACUUCCUGCAGGACAGCAUUCCGGAUGACUUGCUGGAGAAUCCCUUCGUCGAGGGCACAUCGAGUGGCGCUCAGGCACCUGGACAGUGGGUGGCGGGCAAGAAUUUGGCUCUGGCGAAGAUCAACACGAGGAAUAGUCUGCCCGAGGACAUCUUCAAUCUCAGCACGCCCGCGUCUUUUAUGUUCAGGGAGCAAUUUGACACACAUCUUGAGCAUGUGCAGCAGGAUUUGAACAGUCUGCAAGAGAUGCUGAAUGGCGAAGGAUAUGCGAUGGAUGUGAAUCCACUGGAUGGAUUGUUUGGUGACUCUUCCGAGAUUCUCUCUUAUCCGGUGACACUCGAUGAAGAGGCAGCAGCAGAUGCAGCAACAGCGAAACGAUCACAAUGAACAGCGACAAAUUGAAAGGAUUGAAGAGAUGGACCUCAAUUCUGUGAGUUGACGAUCAAAAUCCUCCUGUUGUGUCUUCAGAUGGUGGA
This is a messenger RNA of Phlebotomus argentipes, 1742 nucleotides long. RefSeq names its product heat shock factor protein (gene Hsf). The record is from RefSeq and is a predicted model, not a curated record. Gene Ontology annotation, biological process: regulation of DNA-templated transcription. Lineage: Eukaryota; Metazoa; Arthropoda; Insecta; Diptera; Psychodidae. The transcript has 6 exons. The coding region runs from base 169 to 1653 and encodes 494 amino acids. Gene Ontology annotation, molecular function: DNA-binding transcription factor activity; sequence-specific DNA binding.